Messenger RNA from Pezoporus occidentalis (night parrot), 1834 nucleotides. Its product is annotated as serine/threonine-protein kinase TAO2-like. The transcript is spliced from 14 exons. NCBI's taxonomy places the organism in Eukaryota, Metazoa, Chordata, Aves, Psittaciformes, Psittacidae. The annotation marks the transcript as partial. Gene Ontology annotation, molecular function: ATP binding; protein serine/threonine kinase activity. The record is from RefSeq and is a predicted model, not a curated record. Gene Ontology annotation, cellular component: cytoplasm. Gene Ontology annotation, biological process: protein phosphorylation.
UUCCCCUCAGCCCGCGGCCGCCAUCUUGGCGGCGGGGAGGCGGCGGCUCCGGUUGCGGCCUAGGCCCCGGUUUGAGGCCUCGGCCUCGAUUUGGGCUCAGAUUCGGCCUCCCCGGGUCCCCGCAGCGGCCACGACUGAAGGAGCCGCCUCGGGGGAGGCCGCGGCCCCCCCCCGGACCUGCAGCCGCCGGGGGGGGGGCGCCGGGACCCGCCGGAGCCGGACCGGGCCCAAGGAGCGGUCCCAUGAUGCCGUCCGGUCCCAUUGAUCCCAAUGGAGCCGAGUUGUUCCUCAAGGAAGAUCCCGAGAAGCGCUUCGGGGACCUGCGGGAGAUCGGGCACGGCAGCUUCGGAGCCGUCUACUACGCCCGGGACCUGCGCACGUCCGAGGUUGUGGCCAUCAAGAAGAUGAACUACAGCGGGAAACAGGCCAAUGAGAAGUGGCUGGACAUCGUCAAGGAGGUGUCUCUGCUGCGGCGCCUGCGCCACCCCAACACCGUCCAGUACCGGGGCUGCUUCCUCUGGGGCCGCACAGCCUGGCUGGUGAUGGAGCAUUGCGUGGGCUCCGCCUCAGACCUGCUGGAGGAGCACCAGCAGCCACUGCAGGAGCUGGAGAUCGCAGCCAUCGUCCAUGGGGCACUGCAGGGGCUGCGCUACCUCCACAUGCACAGCGUCAUCCACAGGGACGUGAAGGCCGGGAACAUCCUCCUGACUGCGCCAGGAUUGGUCAAGCUGGGGGACUUUGGCUCCGCCUCCACCUCGGCCCCCGCCAAUUCCUUCGUGGGGACGCCAUAUUGGAUGGCGCCGGAAGUGAUCCUGGCCAUGGACGAGGGGCUGUAUGAUGGCAAAGCCGAUGUGUGGUCCCUGGGCAUCACCUGCAUUGAGCUGGCGGAGCGGAGGCCGCCGCUGUUCAACCUGAACGCGAUGAGCGCCCUCUACCGCAUCGCACAGGAACCAGCGCCCGCGCUGCAGCCCCGGCACUGGUCGGACUCGUUCUGCUCCUUCGUCUCCUCCUGCCUGCAGAAGGCGCCAUUGGCCCGGCCCAGCUCUGACGUCAUCAUCCAGCAUGGGUUCGUGACCCGGGCGCUGCCCCCAUGGGUGCUGCCGGAGCUGCUGCGGCGCUGCCGGGACCCAGCACGGAGACAGGCCCUGGAGCCCAGCAGCAGCUCCAGCUCCAGCCUGGAGCAGGAUGAGGACGAGGAGGAGGAGGAAGAAGAAGACAGCUCCCCAUUGGCUGAGCAGGACACAGGCUCCUCCCCCAGCUCCAUUCUCCACCAAUUGGCUGAGCCAGAUCCGGGCCUCUCCCCCCCGCCCCGGCGGCAUUCCGGAGGCCGGGAAUGGCGGCAGCAGGGCACCAACUCCUCCUCCUCCUGGUUCCCGCCCUCCCUCCUCCCCUUGACCUUGACCCUCACCUUGACCUUGGCCCUGCCCCGCUUUGGCCCCGUUUGGCCCCAAUUUGGGGUGCCCCCCCCCUUGCACGUCCCGGUCUUGGUCCUGGCCGCCCAGCUCUGGGUCUCCCCGUGGCUCUUCCUCCCCCUUUACCUCGUGGGGGUGCUGGGGAGGGGGCGGGGCUUGAUGGGCGGGGCGGGGCUGCCCCGGCUCUGGCUCCGCCUCGCUCUGGGGCUGCCCCCGCCCGUGUUCUCCCUGCUCUUCCAUUGGGGCGUCCUCUCGGAGCGCCGCCUCUUCCGGCUCUUCCCGCGGGCCCGCAAGGCCGCCUUCCGCUCCCGCCUGCCCAUCGCCUCCUACAGGCAGGGCCGGGGCCACGCCCCGCCGCCCCCGGCCACGCCCCGCCGCGCCCGGCCACGCCCCCUGCGCCUGCUGGCCCAAUGGGCGGCCAG